Messenger RNA from Panonychus citri (citrus red mite), 1542 nucleotides. It is a transcript of the gene Ttc19, whose product is annotated as tetratricopeptide repeat protein 19, mitochondrial-like. The transcript has 4 exons. Gene Ontology annotation, molecular function: protein binding. Gene Ontology annotation, biological process: mitochondrial respiratory chain complex III assembly. Bases 92 to 1294 code for a protein of 400 amino acids. The record is from RefSeq and is a predicted model, not a curated record. Gene Ontology annotation, cellular component: mitochondrial inner membrane. Lineage: Eukaryota; Metazoa; Arthropoda; Arachnida; Trombidiformes; Tetranychidae.
CGAACAACUUGAAAGAGAAAUUUUUUUUUCCCAAUCAAAUGUAAACAAAAAGUGACAAUUUUAAUUGUUGUCGAUUUAAAGAAGUUCAAUCAUGUUUCAUUUUCGUUUUCCGACAAUUAAUACUUUAUCCAGUGUAACUAAAUUAAGAUUAAAUUGUCAAAGUCUGUGUGAUUAUCACCAUUCAUCAGGUAUUUGGUUUAAUAAUUUAUUACGAUGCAAGAAUUUGGUUAAUCCAGUUACUCGGAUUAAUCAGUUUCCAAUUAGAUUAUCUUCAAGCUUAAAUCAACAAGUGGUUGAUAGAUUUAAUAGUUUUAGAAGUGACCAUGGACAAGGAGAUAAAAAGGAUGAAGAUAAUUCUGGUUAUCAAUCACCUUUAUUAGCUGCUGGUUUUGUUUCUGGAUUAUUAUCGUUCUUGGGAUGGGAAGAUUUAUUAUCUAAAGAAGAUCCUUUCAUCCUGACAAUCAAACGAGGUAUUCUUUGUAUGCAACGAGAAGAGUUUGACAAAGCUGAGAUUAUACUACAUGCAGCACUUACAAAUUCUGUGAAUAUGGAUAACGAGAAAGCAGUCAUUUAUAUAUAUUCUUUAUUGGGAAAUAAUGCAUUUCUCAAAGGUGAUUUAGAAAAAUCAGAAACAAUCUACAAAGAUCUGAUAAAACGUCUUCUAAAACAAGGAAUUGAAGAAGAUCAUGAAGCAAUGGUUGAAAUAUCGAUUAAAUUGGCUACAAUUUACAGUAAAUUAGGAAAAUUUUCCAAAAGCGAUGUUGGUUUUAAUCAUUGUAUUGAUAUUCAAAAGAAAAGAAUCAACCACCUUGGAAUCGAAGCAAAAUUAACCAAAGGAGAAAACGAAUUAACCAAUGAAGAAAUCAACAGUUAUGCUCUUUAUGGAAUGGUACUUGAUUUCUAUGGGAAACAUUUACUUCGUAAAAAAGAGUUUGAAAGUGCCUUGAAAUAUACUCUCGAUUCGUUGAAAAUUUGCGAAAAAGUUAAUGGUCCAAAUGGACAUCAAACGAUGGUUUUACUGAGCGAUGUGGGAACUUUAUUAAAUUUAACUAAUAAUUUCCAUGAAGCCGAUAAAUAUUUUCAACGAGCAAUCAAAAUUGCGACAAUCAUUGAUUCUGAUCAUCUGAAAACACUUUACUACAAUAUCGGAAUGAACAAUUUAAUGAGAAAAAAUUAUUCCCUCGCUCAAACUAACUGUGAUGCUUCAUACAGAAUUGCUCGUAAAGAUGAAGACACAACAAUCAUGAACAUGGCCGAAGAUUGUUUGAAAAAAGUGAAACAACAAUUAUCAUGAAAAGAAUCAGAAUUUAAUCUGGAAUAUAAAAAUUUUCCAUUGUUAAAUCAUCUUUACAAUAAUUGCUAUUUAAAAGACUUUGUUUCUCUCUUUCAGCAUCUCAUCACUUGAGGAUACAUCAAUUGCUCAUCUUUCGGUUAAUUGUUGCCGUUGUUAAUUGUACACAAUAUAUAACAUUGUUUUUGUUGAUAGAAAAGCAAAUUGUAUUAAAUACAGAAAAUUUGUUUAGUAAAUUAUUACAAAUAUUA